Cololabis saira (Pacific saury) is the source of this 2446-nucleotide messenger RNA. Its product is annotated as peptidyl-prolyl cis-trans isomerase FKBP10-like. The transcript has 10 exons. The record is from RefSeq and is a predicted model, not a curated record. Gene Ontology annotation, molecular function: calcium ion binding; peptidyl-prolyl cis-trans isomerase activity. Bases 86 to 1783 code for a protein of 565 amino acids. NCBI's taxonomy places the organism in Eukaryota, Metazoa, Chordata, Actinopteri, Beloniformes, Belonidae.
UUCUUCCCACUUCUAGAUCCACAUCACCUUGCCACCAGCUUCCUACUUUUUCAGUUCUGCAACUUUAGUUUUCCAUUUUUUCCAAAUGGAUUUGAUCAGAUCCUUGAAGCUUUUACUUUUCUUCCAGCUGACGACUUGCAGCCUCGGGCAGUUUGCGGACGUGGUCGUGGAUCGAUACGAAAUCCCCAAAGUUUGUCCCCGAGAAGUGAAAACUGAAGACUUUAUCCGCUAUCACUUCAACGGAACCUUCCAGGAAGACGGGAAGAAGUUUGACUCCAGCUAUGACAGAGGUAAAGCCUUCAUCAGCCAGGUGGGACUGGGCAGACUCAUCACAGGGAUGGACCGGGGCCUGCAGGGCAUGUGUGUCAACGAGCGCCGGAGGAUCACCAUCCCUCCACACUUGGCUUAUGGAAGCAUUGGAACAGGUGGUGUGAUUCCUCCCGACGCCACGCUGGUUUAUGACGUCCUCCUGCUGGAUUUGUGGAACGCGGACGACAAAGUACAGAUCCGUACACUCAGCAAACCCGCAGGCUGCGGCCGCACCGCUGCAGCAUCAGAUUUUGUCCGUUACCACUACAACGGCACCCUGCUGUCCGGUGACCUCUUUGACUCCAGUUCUUUGAGGAAUGGGACCUAUGACACGUACCUGGGGCAGGGGGACCUCAUCAAAGGCCUGGAUGAGGGUCUUCUGGGGAUGUGUGUUGGGGAGCGGCGGGUUAUUAUCGUCCCACCCUUCCUGGCAUAUGGAGAGACCGGCCAAGGAACCAAGAUCCCCCCUCAGGCCACGCUGGUGUUUGAAGUGCUGAUGAUUGACAUGUUUAACCCCAAGGAUGACCUGAUUGUGGUGGUUAAGGUGGUGCCUAAAGACUGCAGUCGCAGGACGGCGGUGGGAGAUUACAUCCGCUACCACUACAAUGGCACCUUCCAAGAUGGCACAGCCUUCGACUCCAGCUACCAGCGAAACAGCACUUAUAACACUUACGUGGGCAUGGGAUACGUGAUGCGAGGGAUGGACAAAGCUCUGCAGGGGUUGUGCACGGGGGAGAAGAGGAGAAUAAUGAUUCCUCCUCACCUGGCAUAUGGCGAAGAAGGAGUUGAAAACCUAAUUCCUAGCUCUGCCGUGCUGGUCUUUGACGUUCACGUCAUUGAUUUCCACAACCCCAGUGAUCCGGUGAACAUCAAGGUUACCCACAAGCCUCAGGAAUGCAGCAUGACCAGUGAAGCUGACGAUUUCCUUCAGUAUCGCUACAACUGCUCCCUGAUGGAUGGCACCCUCCUGUACUCCUCGGACCAGUACAACUCGCCUUCAGUCACAACUCUGGGAGACAGGACGGUGAUCGUGGGUCUGGAGGAAGGUUUGAGGGGCAUGUGUGUGGGCGAGAGGAGAGAAGUGGUUGUUCCUCCCCACUUGGCACACGGGGAAGAAGGAGCUGGAGAAGUCCCCAAGAGUGCAGUGCUCUUCUUUGAGCUGGAGUUGGUGGAGCUGCAAAAGGGUGUGCCUGAAGGCUACAUGUUUGUGUGGCUCGGAGAAAUCCCAGAUCCUCUCUUCAAUGCUAUGGACAUGAACGGGGAUAAACAGGUCCCUCUGGAGGAGUUUUCAACGUUCAUCAGACUCCAAGUGAAAGAGGGCAGAGGUCGACUUCGGCCGGGCGUCGAAACCGAAAGCAGCAUCAAGGAAAUCUUUAAUAAUCAGGACCAGAACAAAGACGGAAAGAUUGUGGAAGAUGAACUGAACGUUACGGUCGACGAGGAAUCCCACCGAGUGAGGCGAGACGAGUUAUGAAGGGUUUGCAUUUCCCCUCGUGGUGAAGAACGGCCACGCUGACGCUGCGGUUGCGUUGUCAUCAUGGCAACUGUCAGGCAUGUAUUGUGAAAACAGUUCAGAAGUUUAAAUGCUGUUGAGCCUUUUUAUUUAAGGAUGUCAGUUUGCUGCUGAAAUCAGUGCCAUGUCAUACUUUACAGACCCAGAGUGGGGAGAAAGCAUGUUUUAUUCAUCACGUGAAAGUUUUAUGUUCUGUGUAAAUGUUUCUUGAAGCUUGGAAAUUAUUCUCAGUACAAGGGCCCUGAAAUAUUUAUUCUGUCAUUUUUUUUUCCUGAAACAGAUUUUUUAUUACAUUUGCUACUGAAACCAAAAUAUAAGUCAGGUAGAUUUUGUAAAAACAAACUAUAUGGUGUUGGUGUGACGUCCACAGGAAUGUGCUUCAGUUGCAUAAAGUGACCUUACUAAGCAUUUUGGAUAAUUUCUAACUUGCAGAAUAUUUCAUUCAUAAAUAAUUCAAAUAACGUUUUUUUGUUUUGUUUUUUUAUUCAAAACUCCCACCCUCAAUACACGCGAUUUAAAAACCACUGGUCUUAACAGUAUGUCAGUUUUAACAGACUUUCCAUAACAGAAAAACAUGUAUCACUGUGGUGUGAGACGCAAUAAACUUUUGUAAUAAAAUGAAGA